UGGAGGGAUGUGUGGGGUGCAGGGGAUGCUCUAGGGGUUGCGCUCUGUGGAGGGCCAUGUGGUGUGCUUUGGGGUGCACGGAAAGCCCUGGAAGUUGUGAUGUAUAGAGGGGUAUAUGGAGUGCUUUGCAUUGCAUUGCAUUGUGGUGCAUGGGAUUCCCUAAGAGCUGUGCUACAUGGAGAGGUGUGCGGGAUACUCUUCGGUGCAGGGGAUGCCCUAGGGCUUCUGCUGUGCGGAGGGAUGUGUGGGGUGCCCUAGGUUGUGCUGGUGGCACUGGGUGCCCACAUGGCUGUGCUGUGUGGAGGGAUGUGGGGUGCUGGGAGGCUGUGCUGUAAGUGUGUGGAGUCCUCUGUGCUGCGCUGAGGUGCACUGAUGUGCUUGGGAUGUUCUAGGGGCUGUGCUGUAUGGAGAGAAUGGUGUUGGGUGGAUUAGAGGGGUAGUUCUGAGUUUUUAAUCCUAGUGAGAGAUUGGGACAUAAGAUAAGAGGGGCUGCAACUCAGGGCUAGGCUGUUGGGAUUGGGGGUGUGGGCUGUCCUAGGAGAAAGAAGCUGAUGCAAGUGGGGUGAGAGCUGGGUGUGCGAACUCUGCGGUGGAACUGAAGUGAGGGGCUGGGGCACAAAGGUCUAUGGUAGGGAUGUAGUGAGUGGGGUACAAGGUGAUGCAUGCAGUGAGGGGGUGGGAGGUGGUACGUGGGACAUUGGAUCAUCUGGGAUGUGCUCUGAGGAAGGGAUGGGGGGCUUUGUUGCAGGAAAAACUGAAAUACAUGUGUCUGCAGGAAAGGGUGCAGAGAGGUGGAUGAAGAAAUGCAGAGUAUGAGGUAUACUGGGGGGAAAUAAGUUGAUAUAUGAGGGGAUGGAUAUAUUGAUGGGAGAAUGUGAGGAGCUGGGGCUUGAGUGAUUGGAAGGAAGGGAUGUGGGAGUGGGAUUGUGGUAUGGGGAAACAUUGGGAGCCAGAAUAUGGGGUAGGAAGUGCUUUCAGCACGAGGGAGGUGGUGCACGUGGCUGUGGAGGGAAUUGUAGGGGUCCAGAGCUGGGAAGCGGUGUAGAUAGUUCAGGGGAGCAGGAAUCCAGGGAAGCUAAGCAUGUAGCAUCACUGGUAUAUGGGAUCGUUGUUCAAGAGGAGUUUGUGGGAUAUUUCGAGUGUGGGAGGGGAUCUUGUAUGUAGGGAUCGUGGGGAACAGCAGUAUCUGAUAAUGCAGGGGAAAUGUGUUUAUUUGGAAGUGUUUCUGCUAGGUAGAGAAGAGCCACUGUGCGUGUGUGUAUGAGAAGAGUCUGUGCCCUGGCCUCCUGCAAAGAGGUGUAUGGGAGGCUGUCAGUGGGAUGAGAGGCUAAAUCUGUAAAGAUACUGCAGGUUCACGAGGUUAAGGGUUGGGUGCCGGAGGGGAAUAACACAACACUGGAGACCCCAUUUGAGAAAUGAUGGGACACGUGGAUGCAUGCAAGCAGCAAGGAUCCACUUCUAGGAUGAGAGAGGUGAUAUUUUCUUGUGAGACGAGCAGUUUGCAACUCAUGGCCUCCACAAUGAGUACUGCCGUGUCGUGACGCCAGGGGUCUUGUGUGCCCUGGAGAUGCGAAACUUCCCCUGGGCAGCAGGAGGCACGUGUCUAGAGAAUGCUGGAGCUGCAGGAGGGAAGCACCCAGUGCAAAACCAGAGAGGAGCAAAGAGAAAAAAGGCAAGCAGACAGCCAGCAUUGAGAGAAGCGGGUGUCAGAAAGUGCUUCGACGCUGCCUCUGGCGGCACACUCCCCAGAGGAACUUGACAAGAGCCCAUCUGCGUGCGUGUGAGACUGUGAGCUCAGGAUUUCUGUCAAUGCAUUCCAGUAACCCCAAAGUGAGGAACUCCCCGUCAGGCAACACGCAGAGUAGCCCCAAAUCAAAGCAGGAGGUGAUGGUCCGUCCCCCUACAGUGAUGUCCCCGUCUGGCAACCCCCAGCUGGAUUCCAAAUUUUCCAACCAGGGCAAACAAGGGGGCUCCACCAGCCAAUCCCAGCCCUCUCCCUGCGACCCCAAAAGUGGAGGUCACCCCACCAAAGUGCUCCCUGGCCCAGGUGGGAGCAUGGGGCUGAAGAAUGGGGCUGGAAAUGGUGCCAAGGGGAAGGGGAAGAGAGAGAGGAGCAUUUCAGCAGACUCCUUUGAACAGAGGGAAGCUGGGACUCCUAAUGAUGACCCUGAAAUCAAAGACUGCAAUUCUGCUGAUCAUGUGAAGUCCCAGGAUUCUCAGCACACACCACACUCCAUGACUCCUUCAAAUGCUUCAGCCCCAAGGUCUUCCACACCUUCCCAUGGCCUGACUGCCACUUUGGAGCCAGCAAGUGGGCAGAAGACUCCAUCCAAAGUGGUUUAUGUCUUUUCUACUGAAAUGGCCAACAAGGCUGCAGAAGCUGUGCUGAAGGGACAGGUGGAAACCAUCGUGUCCUUUCAUAUCCAGAACAUCUCUAACAGCAAGGCGGAACGGAACACUGUACCCUUGAACCCUCAGAUCACUGCACUUCGGACUGAACCCAAGCCCCUGCCGCAGCCCCAGCCCCCUGCUGCCCAGGACCAGAACCCUCCCCAGAACGCCAAAAUGCAGCCGACUCCACCCGUGUCAGCGCCGGUAUCCAAAUCCACUGGCCCCCCGUGUCCCAUAGAUCAGGACAGUCCCAGCGUGGAAAGCAAAGUGAUGUCUGUGGGCAGCCCUGCCAACUCUACCCCGUUGCAGACAGAAGGCUUUGGGCAGAGUUCGACCCCCAAUAAUCGAGCGGUUAGCCCAGUUUCCCAAGGUAGCAACAGCUCUGCUGCAGACCCCAAAGGCCCUCCCCAGCAGGUGUCUGGUGGGGACCCAUCCAGUUUGGGGGAGAAUCCAGAUGGACUGUCACAGGAGCAGCUGGAGCAUCGAGAGCGCUCGUUGCAGACCCUGAGAGACAUACAGCGCAUGCUCUUCCCUGACGAGAAGGAGUUUGCGGGAGGGCAAAGUGGGGGACCACCCCCAAAUGCUGGGGUGCUGGAUGGUUCCCAAAAGAAACCUGAAGGGCCGAUACAGGCCAUGAUGGCUCAAUCCCAAAGUUUAGGCAAAGGGUCAGGGUCUCGGACAGAUGGAGGGGCUCCAUUUGGCCCUCAAGGACACAGGGACAUGCCUUUUUCCCCAGAAGAAAUGGGGCCACCACCAAUGAACUCCCAGUCAGGACCCAUAGGCCCAGACCACCUGGACCACAUGACUCCUGAGCAGGUGGCCUGGCUCAAGCUGCAGCAGGAGUUUUAUGAGGAGAAGAGAAGAAAGCAAGAGCAGGUGGUUGUGCAGCAGUGUUCCCUGCAGGACAUGAUGGUCCAUCAGCACGGGCCUCGUGGGGUGGUCCGAGGCCCUCCCCCUCCCUACCAGAUGACCUCUGGGGAGGGCUGGGGACCCGGGGGUCCAGAGCCCUUCCCUGAAGGCAUAAACAUGUCGCACCCUCUGCCCCCCAGGGGCAUGGCCCCUCAUCCCAACAUGCCUGGGAGCCAGAUGCGCCUGCCUGGUUUUGCGGGAAUGAUGAACCCUGACAUGGAGGGCCCUAGUGUCCCGAAUCCCACUUCCCGGCCUGGGCUUUCGGGAGUUAGCUGGCCAGAUGAUGUGCCAAAAAUCCCAGACGGUCGAAACUUCCCUCCUGGCCAGGGUGUCUUCAGUGGCCCUGGCCGAGGGGAACGGUUCCCCAAUCCACAGGGCCUGCCUGAAGAGCUCUAUCAGCAGCAGCUGGCUGAGAAACAGAUGGGCCUCCCUCCUGGCCUGAACAUGGAAGGCAUCAGGCCCGGCAUGGAGAUAAACAGAAUGAUGCCCUCCCAGAGACACAUGGAGCCUGGGAACAACCCCAUCUUCCCUCGCAUGCCGGUGGAAGGGCCGAUGAGCCCCUCCAGGGGGGACUUCCCAAAAGGAAUACCCCCACAAAUGGGCUCCAGCAGGGAGCUGGAGUUUGGGAUGGGCCCUGGCAGCAUGAAGGGGGACAUGGGCAUGAAUGUCAGCAUGGGCUCCAACCCACCCCUGGUCCCUCAGAAGCUGAGGGAGGCAGGAGUUGGGCCAGAAGAGAUGAUGAAACUGCGCCCCGGCGUCUCGGAGAUGCUCUCCUCUCAGCAGAAAAUGGUGCCGCUGCCAUUUGGGGAGCACCAGGAGUAUGGCAUGGGUCCCAGGCCUUUCCUUCCCAUGUCUCAGGGCCCAGGAGUUGGUCUCCGAAAUCUCAGAGAACAGAUCGGGCCUGACCAAAGGACUAACAACCGGCUCAGCCACAUGCCGCCACUACCUCUCAAUCCCACCAGUAACCCUAAUAGCCUCAACACUGCUCCCCCUGCGCAGCGCAGCCUCGGCCGCAAGCCCUUGGAUAUCUCUGCAGCCAGUCAGGUGCAUUCGCCAGGAAUCAACCCUCUGAAGUCCCCCACAAUGCGCCAGGUCCAGUCUCCCAUGAUGGGGUCUCCCUCGGGGAACCUCAAGUCCCCUCAGACGCCCUCCCAGCUGGCAGGAAUGCUUGCGGGUCCCACUGCUGCAGCUGCCGCUGCCUCCAUUAAGUCCCCUCCCGUUUUGGGGUCUGCUGCUGCUUCUCCUGUCCACCUCAAGUCUCCGUCUCUUCCCGCACCUUCUCCCGGAUGGACUUCGUCUCCAAAGCCUCCUUUGCAGAGCCCUGGAAUUCCCCCAAACCACAAGGCGUCUCUCACCAUGUCCUCUCCAGCCAUGCUGGGGAAUGUGGAGUCAGGUGGUCCACCUCCCUCUACAGUCAGCCAGUCUGCUCCUGUAACUCUCCCUGGAAAUCUUCCCUCUAGCAGUCCUUACACAAUGCCUCCAGAGCCGACCCUCUCCCAGAAUCCCCUCUCCAUUAUGAUGUCCAGGAUGUCCAAAUUUGCCAUGCCCAGCUCUACACCGCUCUAUCAUGAUGCCAUCAAAACUGUGGCCAGCUCGGAUGAUGACUCCCCUCCAGCACGCUCCCCAAACUUGCCACCUAUGAACAGCGUACCAGGAAUGGGCAUUAAUUCUCAGAAUCCUCGAAUUUCAGGUCCAAACCCAGUGGGUCCAAUGCCAACCCUUAGCCCAAUGGGAAUGACCCAGCCUCUUUCCCAUAACAACCAGAUGCCCUCUCCAAAUGCUAUGGGACCCAAUAUACCUCCUCAUGGGGUCCCCGUGGGACCUGGUCUGAUGUCACACAACCCGAUGAUGGGGCACGGUUCCCAGGAGUCUCCAAUGGUACCUCAAGGACGCCUGGGCUUCCCACAGGGGUUCCCUCCUGUGCAGUCCCCUCCACAGCAGGUGCCAUUUCCACACAACGGGCCCAGUGGUGGACAAGGCAACUUCCCAGCAGGAAUGGGCUUCCAUGGAGAAGGACCUCUGGGGCGUCCCACCAACCUGCCCCAAAGUUCAACAGAUCCAGCACUUUGCAAGACUGGAGGCCCUGGCGGUCCAGACUCCUUCACUGUUCUUGGAAACAAUAUGCCUUCGGUUUUCACUGAUCCAGAGCUGCAGGAGGUGAUCCGUCCUGGAGCCACGGGAAUACCCGAGUUUGACCUGUCCAGGAUUAUCCCAUCGGAGAAGCCUAGCCAGACACUACAGUAUUUCCCUCGUGGGGAGGUGCCAGGCCGCAAGCAGCCACAGGGUCCUGGGCCUGGGUUCUCCCACAUGCAGGGGAUGAUAGGAGAGCAGACCCCAAGGAUGGGACUAACGUUGCCUGGCAUGGGGGGCCCUGGGCCGGUGGGAACUCCGGAUAUCCCUCUCGGGACGGCUCCGUCCAUGCCAGGUCAUAACCCGAUGAGACCGCCUGCCUUCUUGCAGCAAGGCAUGAUGGGGCCACAUCACCGCAUGAUGUCACCAGCACAAACGGCGAUGCCUGGCCAGCCCGCGCUAAUGAGUAACCCCGUGGCCGCCGUGGGCAUGAUCCCAGGCAAGGACCGAGCUGCUGCAGGGCUGUACAGCCACCCGGGCCCUGUAGGAUCACCUGGUAUGAUGAUGUCAAUGCAGGGCAUGAUGGGACCCCAACAAAACAUCAUGAUUCCCCCCCAGAUGAGGCCCCGAGGUAUGGCUGCUGACGUUGGCAUGGGAGGAUUUAGCCAAGGCCCUGGAAACCCAGGGAACAUGAUGUUUUAAGCUGCUACCAUAAGACUGGAUGUUCUGAUCCUUGUCAAGAUGAGAUUCCAAGUCCUGAGGGCUUUUUUGGGAGCUUCAGGAGUACAGUUUGGCCAUGCAAUAGGUGAAAAGAGACCAGAGGACGCUUUGGGAAAUCUCGAAUGUAUGGAAUUACCUGAAAAAAAAAUUAUUCAUUUUAACAGGUUGUUUUUUUUUAAGAUUUAUUUUUUAAAAAUUAUUUUUGUGGACUUGGGUAUCCCGUGACGGCACCUGCUUUGAGAAUCUGUAGCUGUAUUUUGAGAAUUGCCAUUUGUCACAAGUUGCACCAUUCUCUGUAUGUUUACGUCCUUCGGACUGGCUUCUCCCAGGACUCUCGGUUAUUUUUGGGGUUUUUUGUGUACUGUACUAUAUUGUAAAAGGGAUUUUAGCAGAGACUUUAGUCUUUGGGGUGAGAGGAGAAUGGGAUUCUAGGCUGUUUACUUUAGGUGGAGAAUCCAUCUUCAGAACUUCGGACUAUUUUCCUUCAACUCCAAUGUAUAGAAAAACCAAACUACGACCUCAGAGCAGAGUAUUAAUGAAAAGCACAAAAAGGAACUUAAGUUCAGUGAGGGGAAUCUUUUAAAAGAAAUAAAUAAUAAGUUAAGGACAUAUUUUUCAAAUUAUGGUGUGCUGUCCAGCACCUUCUGUCUCUCCCUCCCACUCUUUAUUAAAUAGGCUUCUCUCUCUCUCUGUCCCCCUUCUGUCUCCUCCUAUGGCAGCUGCAAUACAUUGUGUUAUUUUGGGGAGUAAAUAUAGGAGAGCCUCUCCUCACGUGGGGACUCUUCCCACUUUUAGGAAGGGGCUGGACUUGGACACUGUUACAUCCUACAGUAGUCUCUCUCACUGUUUCCUAUUCUCCUUUUCUUAGAAACCCCAAGUGAUUUUAUUAAUGUGGGAGUGGAACAGACACUAAAAGUUAUCCAGGAUUUUUUUUGUGGUUUUUUUUUUUUCCUCCCCAGCGUAAAACGUUCUGUGUAACCUCCAUUAAAUUUGGUACAAAACCACUCGCCAGGGCUGUGGUGUCAGAAAAAU
Messenger RNA from Grus americana (Whooping crane), 7122 nucleotides. It is a transcript of the gene BCL9, whose product is annotated as BCL9 transcription coactivator. Lineage: Eukaryota; Metazoa; Chordata; Aves; Gruiformes; Gruidae. Gene Ontology annotation, molecular function: transcription coactivator activity; beta-catenin binding. The coding region runs from base 1810 to 6072 and encodes 1420 amino acids. Gene Ontology annotation, biological process: positive regulation of transcription by RNA polymerase II; canonical Wnt signaling pathway. Gene Ontology annotation, cellular component: beta-catenin-TCF complex. The record is from RefSeq and is a predicted model, not a curated record. The transcript is spliced from 9 exons.